Molecule: messenger RNA, 1474 nt
Organism: Brassicogethes aeneus
Lineage: Eukaryota; Metazoa; Arthropoda; Insecta; Coleoptera; Nitidulidae
Source: the annotation of a GenBank genome assembly
AAAAUUUUAAAUUUUCUGACAACUAUUGAUGGAUAUUUAUUGUUUUAACGUCAAAUCCUAAUAUUUUAUUCGUUUUAUUUUACCAAAAGUGUAUUAAUUCAAGAUGUCGACCCAAAGUAUUGAUAGAGAAAACAUCACCGCCCGACCAGUCAAGACAAGUGACUUGCCAAAAUCUUUGGCUAACCGACCGGCUUUGGGAGAGCUAGGAAACAAGGUCCUGCAUGUUAACCAUGACAACAUACAGAAAAAGACUCUUAUGGGCCCGCCUGCACUUCAAAAGCAACAAGAAAAUACUAUCAAAUCUUAUUCUAAAACCGAAAAAAGCACGACCACAAAAACUGAAGACAAAUCAAGCAAUCAAAAACUGAAAAGAGAAGAGAGUUUGGUUAAAAAAAUCGUGUCAGCAAAAGUUCAAGCAAAACUCAAUUCCUUCUCCUCCUUUAAAUAUUGUACCAUAGAAGACCCAGAUGAAGAGACCAAAGACCAACCUCAAAUGGUUACCGAGUAUUUGGAGGAUAUCUUCGGCUAUUUAAGGGAAAUGGAGACAAAAUUUUCCAUUAAAGAAAACUACUUGGAGAAACACAGCUCUACUCCUAAAAUGCGUGCAAUACUCAUCAAUUGGCUCGUGGAAGUUCACCAAAACUUUAAGCUCUGCGUGGAGACUCUUCACCUUAGCGUCGGAAUUGUUGACAGAUACCUGCAAAUGACCACAAACAUCGGCAGAGAUACUCUGCAAUUGGUCGGCAUUGCCGCUGUGUUCAUAGCCUCCAAAUACGAAGAAAUGUACUUCCCAGAAAUCGGAGACUUUGUCUACUUAUGCGACGACGCUUUCUCCAAAAAACAAAUCAUCAGACUGGAAAUCCACAUACUGAAAAAAUUGGAAUUCAACUUGGGCCGCCCCUUGCCCAUCCACUUUUUGAGGAGGUACAGCAAAAUAGGCAAAGUUUCUGCUAUUCAACACAUCCUAGGCAAAUACUUACUGGAUUUGGCCCUUGUAGAGUACAAACUUUGCCACAUCAAACCCUCGAUCUUAGCCGCGGCGGCCUGCUGCUUAUCAGUCGCGAUUUUAAACGAUGUCUUGGACAUAUCGAAAGUUUGGACCCCCACCAUGAUUCACUACACAACAUACGAAUACCUCGACUUCAAACCAGUCAUGAUCGAAUUGGCCUCUCUUAUUAUAAAAAGUGUUGACCUCAAGCAUCAAGCAGCCCGUACUAAAUACGCAGCGGCUAAAUUCCGAAAAAUCAGCCUACAUCCCAAUUUAAAUGGACAAUUGGUUAGAAUGCUGGCUUUACAGUCAUCCAAAAUUAAAAAAUAAUUUACGUAUAUUUUUUAGUUUUAAUAUUUUUUAGUUUUAAUAUUUUGUGUAUAGAUUUUAACUUUUAAGUGUAUUUUGGUUUUAAUGCAACUUAUAACGCAUAUUAAAUUUUAUAACCAAUAAAAAUGAAUUUAUUUUAAUAAUUUUGUUCUUGUA